This is a messenger RNA of Pseudonaja textilis, 842 nucleotides long. NCBI's taxonomy places the organism in Eukaryota, Metazoa, Chordata, Lepidosauria, Squamata, Elapidae. The record is from RefSeq and is a predicted model, not a curated record.
CCUUCGACUCCACUGCGCAGGCGCCCCGGCUGAAGCUGUCUCCCUCCCCGCCCGCUGCCGGGCAGAGCGGAGGCCCCUCGCAGGGGGAGGGGGCGGCUGGGCCGGGCGGAGGGAGCUUCGCAGGCUCCGCAAAGGAGGCUGAAGAUCCCAUGGCGGCCUCAGGAGAGGAGACCCUGGAGGGGCAGCUGGGCCAGGAGGCCACCUGCCCGCUCUGCCUGGACUUCUUCGAGCAGCCGAUGUUCCUGUCCUGCGGGCACAACUUGUGCCGGGACUGCCUGGCCCAGCUGGGCCCUGAGCCUUCCUGCCCCCAGUGCAGGGUCAAGGUGGAGCCCGGCAGCGCCUGCCCCAACCGGGCCCUGGCCAACGUGGUCCGCCUGGUGAAGAGGCGUCGGCUGUCGGAGGGCGCCCAGGAGGAGAGCAGCGGCCAACGGCUGUGCCAGGAACACGGGCAGCCCCUGCAGAGCUUCUGCUCCCGCGAGAAGAGCCUCCUCUGCCCCGGCUGCCUGGAGGGGCACCAGGGCCACGCGCUCCUCUCUCUGCCUGAGGCUGCCCAGGAGUUCAAGGACAUGCUGGAUGGCCUCCUGGAGCCCCUGAGGAAGGAGGAGCAGAAGUUGCUGGAGCAGAGGCGGGCCGAGGAGCAGAGCUGGCAGGAGUGCCAGGAGCUGCUUGCCGCCGAGAAGCAGGUGGUGUGCGUGGCGCUGGAGUCCCUGCAGGAGCUGCUCCGGGAGAGGCAGCCGGUCUGGCUGAGCUGGCUGGCCGAGCAGGAGGAGAAGAUGGAGGCCGAGCGGGCGGUGCCCCUGGCCAAGCUCUCCGGGGAGGCCUCCCGCCUGCAGCAGCUGAUG